GGAUGAGCAAUCCACUGAUCUACACCCUGUUUCCCCUUCUAGAACGUGGGUCGGUUCAGUUUGUUUUAAGAUCAGUUUUUUUGAUUUUUUUGAAAGAGAACCGCCCAACUGGUCGAGUUGAGUGAGUUGUUGUGAGUGAGAAGCACAGACCUCUUGAGAGACCAUACCACAGCCCGGCGAGGCGCAGUGUUCAGAAGAGUUGGUAACUCUAGUCAAGGACUGGUAGGGUUGACGAGAGGACGCGGGGCAGGCAUGGGUUGCAGCCACAGCAAGAGGAAAAGCAAAGUGAAAGAGGAAGAGAAGACGGUGAAGGAGGUCAGAGGUCAAGAUGGAGGAGGUAAAGUCCCUCUGGAGGAGCUGAACGUGGGUCUAGAAGCAGAGAAGCAGCUGGGUCAGUAUGAGUGGCAGCUGAAGAUCCUACGGGAGGUGCUGUCUGCCUCUGGGACUCAGGAGAGGGAGGAGCUACUAAAAGACCCAACCCAAGGAGAGCUCUGUGCCCUGGUCCACAACAUCAUUGAGAAGGUGGAAACAGAGACGGCUGCUGACAUGACUGUUCUCUAUGUGGAGAAGAGCCAGAGGACCGCAGAGCAGCACGCGAGACAGCUGGAAGAACGGCAGAGGAGACAGAGUGAAGACAGAAAACGGCUAACGGAGACACACCAGGCAGCAGAGAAAGUGUUGAAGGAGGAGGUAGAGGAGCUGACUACAGAGCUACACGUGUACAAUCAGUUAAAGAAGAGAGUUGACGAGUCUACCUUCAAGAAGGACCUGCAGCGGAACAUUCAGGCCCAUGGCAGUCCUGGGCCAUUCUGGGAGCAGGAGCAGGAGAGUCUGCUGUUUGUCAUUGAGAUGAAGAGUGAACGUAUUCAGGAGCAGGGAAACAAACUGCUACAGAUGCAGGUUCUGAUGGAGAAAAAUCUGUCUCUGGAAGAUCAGGUCAUAACUGUUUUACAGCAGAACGAGGACCUGACGGUUCGGAUUGACAACCAUCAAAGCCUUAUACAGCAGCUCUCCAAGGAGCACCAGGACCUCCAAGGGACGUUAGACAGGCAGACAGGUCUCUGUCAGAGGCUCACCCAGGAGAAAGAGCAACUCAUGUUUAAACUGAAGCACAGAGACUCCUGUCCUACGUUCCCAUCCUUCCCCAUAGUGUCUGAGAUCUCCCCCAGCUGAUCCACCCAGACCGAACAGGACAAUCGGUUACUUCUGUCUUAAUCCUGUCUAGGGUUGCAAGCAUGGAUCCGUUAACCUUCCCAAAAUUCUAAAAUUAUUUUUUUCAGUAAUCCCUGAUUGGAGGAUUCCAAGAAUCCCUGAUUGGAGGAUUCCAAGAAUCAGGAAGUAAUAUACACGGAGGGAUUUCUCCAACCUGAAAUUUUUCAAAUGAAAUUUCUGAAAAAUCUGGGGAUUGUGGGAACGUUUCGGGGCUUUUGCAACCCUACUGUAAUCCUACUUUGACAACCAAAGUCCAGGUACCUUUACAAAGGGCUAUAGUCACAUGUUUGUUGGAACCUGAUGCCAAAAAAUUUUGAUUUUUGUUUUUUCUCCGGUUUUAUACCUGCUGUGCCGUAGAGUACAUAAUGUUUCUGUAGCAGUAUGGUAUUCAUACAACAGGACUGUUUUUUUUUGUGUGGGGGUGGGGGGGGCAUUGGGCACAGCCAUGCACUGUUGGACUUAACUGACACCCUGCUGUUCAACUGAGAUUCUCAUAGUUGUGUUACUGUUCAACUGAUAUUAUAGGUGAAUGUGACAGUGUUCACUUUGAUGGUUUGAAUUGCAGUUGGAGAGGCAGAUGUUCAAUCAUGUAGUACGUAGCUAGUAGCUACAUCUUUAUCUACCUUCUUCCUGAGACACUAUUACGACGUCUGUCAAAGUUUUACGUCACUGAAUAUGGAGUAAAUGUUACAGGAUAUAAUGCAGUAUAUACAAUUUAAACAGUAACUUUAGACAACAGCUUUUGUAUUAGGGGUAUGUUUGACUUUUUUGUUUCAUACAAUAUGGGAAAUGGAUUGCCAUGGUUUUAUUUUUGCAGAUGAGGACAUUUUUGUGAUUUUUUUUUUUUAAAGUUACAAAGAACCAAAAGCACUUCUCAGUGUUUUUAAUUUGUAUUUCUUCUGAUGCACUAGCACUUUUAAUCAGUAUUCUACUAGUACUAAAUGUGAGAAAGGUUGCUGUAAAAAAAUAUUUUUUUUACUCUUGUUUACUCCUGUGUUUUACAUUUUGUUUGUUUACAUUGACAUUUGAAUAAUUUAGCCAACGCUCUUAUCCACAAAGGCAGCGGAUAGAUCUAGGAGGAGAGAGAGAGCUUGAGUUACAAUAAACAUCUGCAUCUGAACCACUGUA
This is a messenger RNA of Oncorhynchus tshawytscha (Chinook salmon), 2340 nucleotides long. RefSeq names its product coiled-coil domain-containing protein 69. Bases 253 to 1173 code for a protein of 306 amino acids. Gene Ontology annotation, cellular component: cytoplasm; nucleus. NCBI's taxonomy places the organism in Eukaryota, Metazoa, Chordata, Actinopteri, Salmoniformes, Salmonidae. The transcript is spliced from 9 exons. Gene Ontology annotation, molecular function: microtubule binding. The record is from RefSeq and is a predicted model, not a curated record.